Sphenostylis stenocarpa is the source of this 294-nucleotide messenger RNA. The record is from the annotation of a GenBank genome assembly. Lineage: Eukaryota; Viridiplantae; Streptophyta; Magnoliopsida; Fabales; Fabaceae.
AUGGCGUAUGCAGAGAAUGGAACCAGAAUCUUGCUUCAAUUUGGAAGGAGAGCACAGUGUUGUGAAUGGGAACAUGGGAAAUUGAAUGAAAGGAAGGGGAGAGGAAGUGGGACUUGUGAUGAUGAAAGUGAAGAAGAUAUGGGAUUGGGAAGUAGUGAUGGAAAUGGGAAAGCCAGAAAACAUGGUGCUGAGAUGGCCUCUUUUGUGUUGAUGUACACCCUGCAGCAUGGACCAACAAAGAAAGGAACAAAACUUGGCCAGCUUCAUUUUGUAAAAUCAGCCGAAAACAUGUGA